GACUCGGAUCAGGCUUGCUGUUCGUGAUUAUAACAAAAUAAUGGAUAUGUAUGAACAACUGGUGUAGUGUUGUUUACAUGAGAUGUGAAAUGUCACAGAGAACAACAUUGUAUGUGAAAAGUGGGAGGUGACCCUGAAUCAAUGAUUUUUCAAGGUGUGGGUUUGGAGCUGUCUCAAAUGGGAAUAUGAUACAUCAGUGGUGUAAAGUAUCAGCAGCAAAGUUGUAAAAUUAACUUGAGGAAAUCACUGGACCAUUAGUUUACCUAUAGUACAGCCGUAAAAUACAGGUAUUCAUGUGACAUACGAAACCUUGGGAGAGUAUAUACUGUAUUCACUAUUAUAUCAAAUGUUUAUGAUUCAUUUAACAUCUGUGUAGGUGCACUUAUAAGUGGCAAGUCAUCAAAAAAUUUGCUUACUAUUCGGGGAAAGAUGUAUCUUUAAGUGUAGGAGGUAUACUUUGCCUCACAAGGAUUCAAAAUGUGAUUCAUAAAGAUUUUAGUGUUAAAUAAUGGCAAGGAAUUAUAGUAGUGAAGGAGAUUUGGUGACAACGCAGCCGAAUUCUGUUAAUAAAGGGUGUAUUUUCUCACUUUCUACGGGUAAUAUGGGGAACGGCGCAGAACCAGGAGCAUCUGAAGUGAAUGGAAAUUAUAAAAUCGGGGAUGCAUGUAGUGGAGAUAUGUACCGGUUUAAAACAAGUUCAUUAAAAACUGGGUCUCGUGUUAGUUUCGCAGACCUAGACGGUGAUGGAAAUUUGAUUAAAACGUGUAGUGAGUCGGAGUUAGAUAUAGACCCAAAUAUAUCAUCUCUUAAUUUUGGGCGAAGUUUAUCAUACUCCGCCAUAGAGAGAACCAAAAAUACGGAGUUGCUUACACAUGUGUGUGCAAAAACUAAGCCAUAUGAUACACACUCGCUAAGUUCACUCGAUCGUUUGUCAACUAGUCCCAUACAAGAGGAAGUAGCGGAAAUGUGCGAGCAGAUCAAUGGCGAGGAAAGUGAAUUGGAACAAAAUGAUACUGAGAGCCUUGACGAACCUUCUGAACAAAUUCUUCAUUCUAGUCAUUCUGUUUCUCCACCAAGAACUGUGACAAAGGGAAAACCACCGUUACCGAAUGGAAAGUCAAAACAUAGACCUGGUUCAGGAAAACAAUCAUCAUGGUUAUUGAGAUUGUUUGAGUCUAAAAUGUUUGACAUGUCCAUUGCCAUUUCUUACUUGUUCAAUUCAAAGGAACCUGGUGUCCAGACAUACUUAGCCAACAAGAUGUUCAGUUUUGUAGAGCAUGAGGUGGAUUUUUACCUGCCGCAGUUAUUGAACAUGUACAUCCACAUGCAUGAUGUCGCUGAAGCUGUUCAUCCAUACGUGGUUCACAGGUGCCGUAGCAGUGUGGAAUUUUCAGUAAAGUGUGUAUGGUUGCUUAGUGCCUUUUCUGCAGAUGUGUUGAAACCAACAUGGAAGACCUCACAGGGUCUUAAACUUAGAAAUAUGAUUCUGAACGAAGAACUUAGUCAUCAUAGUCAUAGUCACAAACAUGGACAUCGGAGAAACCAGUCCCAUCAUAUAACAUCGAACAGUCCUCUAAACCACAGCAUGAACAAUACAUUAUCUCCAUCUGGCAAGAAGACCCACACAAGGUCUCGCUCAGACGCUACAGGUAUUUACAUUAAACAAAGUAACAGUCACUCCACGAGCACUCUUCAUAAUUAUGCCUGCGGAGAUCUGGCAUCGGGACGGGCAUUUGACAAUGGUUGUUUAUGUUACCAGAGUUCAGAAGGGGUAAAGAAUGGCUUGACAGGGAGAGAGAUGAAUUGUAAUUGUGGGGCUCCACGACUGACCCCACAGAUAGAGUUUAUCAAAGCAUUGAUGAGUAUAGGAACACGGUUGCAGCAGUUACCCACCAAGGAACUUAGAGGUUCAAGAUUAAUGGCAGAGCUUGCAAUGUUAAAUCUCAAUUUACCUGCUCGAGUUUGGUUGCCAACGGCACAAUUUGAUCACCAUGUUGUUAGAAUACCUCAUACACAAAGUGUUGUUCUCAACUCAAAAGAAAAGGCUCCAUAUUUGAUAUAUGUAGAAGUAUUAGAAUGUGAAAACUCUCUCACAAGCCAAGUGCCUAACAAGAUCCUGGAAAACACGCUUCGAUACACACGUUCUGAAGAAGAUCUCGCAACAUUUUAUCACCACGGCAACACUUCUCCACGUGACUUUAGUGUGUAUGGUAGUAUGACAGAUUUUGAUGAUGCCGAUUGUUGGUCACAAGAAGAUGAUGAAAUCAUUCAGGUGUAUCAUGUUAUUUUGGAUCUUCAGUUGCACCUGUCAAUGAAGAGUAUCAAGUCAUGUGACUCUAUCUCCCAGUUCUCUAUCGAGAGUUCUACAAGUGGAGACAGCAAGGAUCCAGUAUAUAUUGCAGCCGGAGACAUACGAAGACGACUGUCAGAAAAUAUUUCUGCUCCAAAGGGGAAAUUUGAGAGAGAUCCCGAAGAUCCCUCAGCGGCAGCCCUCAAGGAACCCUGGGAGGACAAAGUUCAGCGAAUAAGAGAGUCAUCACCGUAUGGUCACCUUCAUAACUGGAGACUUAUGUCAGUGAUAGUGAAGUGUGGGGAUGAUCUGAGACAAGAAUUGAUGGUCUAUCAAGUCUUAAAACAAUUGCAGACAUUUUGGGAAUUAGAGCAUGUUCCAUUAUGGAUCCGACCAUACAACAUCGUGGUCACAUCGAACAACAGUGGUAUGAUAGAGCCAGUAUUGAACGCCGUCUCCUUACAUCAGAUCAAGAAGCACAGUAAAAUGACUCUACUGCAGUAUUUUGAGCACGAGUUUGGACCACAGAAUAGUGAAGAGUUUCUCACCGCUCAGAAAAACUUUGUACAGAGUUGUGCGGGAUAUUGCCUCGUCUGUUAUCUCAUGCAGGUCAAAGACAGGCACAAUGGCAACAUUCUGUUAGAUUCUGAAGGCCAUAUUAUACAUAUAGACUUUGGAUUUAUUCUCUCCACAUCACCUGGGAAAAAUCUUGGAUUUGAAAAUUCAGCCUUCAAACUUACACAUGAAUUUGCAGAGGUGAUGGGAGGAGAAGGGAGUGACAUGUUUGAAUACUUCAAGAUCCUUAUCUUGCAAGGACUUAUUGUUUCAAGAAAGCAUAUGGACAAGAUUAUCCCUCUUGUUGAGAUCAUGCAGACAGGUUCCCAGUUGCAGUGUUUUAGCAAGGGCAUUAGCACAAUAAGGGCAUUGAAAGACAGAUUUCAUCUGACGUCCACAGAGGAACAGUUACAGCUGCUGGUUGAUAACAUGGUCGAGUCGAGUUUAAAUUCUCUCACCACAAAACUUUACGAUGGUUUUCAGUAUUUCACGAAUGGCAUUUUGUGAUGAAUGUUCUUUUAUUAGAACAAUUGUUUGGAACAAUAGAAAGUAGAAAGAUAUUGAAAGAAAACAGCCGCAAAUAGCAGUAUUUCUCCACUUCAAGUAUCAGUGGUUGACGUUAAUUUAUGCACGUUGUUGUUAUUGGCACAGGAAAAAGUGAUGAGCAUGAAAAACAGCUGUAGGCCAGCAGUAUUUCUUUGCUACAAGAAACAGUUUGACGAUUUUUGCGAUUUGUGAAAAAAUUAUCAAUGCAAUUAGUUAAUGGCAGAAUUCUAAAAUGAUUUAGAAAUAGUCGAAACUGAUAGUCAGUCAUGAAAAUUUUGUUUAAUGUGUAAUUAUGUAAUUGUAUUAAAGGAUUCAUACAUCAAAGAUUUCAUUUGAUGUCCAUUUUUAGCUCAUCUGAUUUUUUGAAAAAAAAUGAUGAGUUAUUGUCAUCACUUGAGCGGUUGUCGGCGUCGGCGUUGCCUGGUUAGGUUUUAUGUUUAGGUCAGCUUUUCUCCUAAACUAUCAAAGCUAUUGCUUUGAAAUUUGGAAUACUUGUUCACCAUCAUAAGCUGACCCUGUAUAGCAAGAAACAUAACUCCAUCUUGCUUUUUGCAAGAUUUAUGGCCCCUUUUGUACUUACAAAAUAUCAGAUUUCUUGGUUAAGUUUUAUGUUUAGGUCAGCUUUUCUCCUAAACUAUCAAAGCUAUUGCUUUGAAACUUGGAAUAAUUGUUCACCAUCAUAAGCAGACCCUGUACAUCAAGAAACAUAACUCCAUCUUGCUUUUUGCAAGAAUUAUUGCCCCUUUUGGACUUAGAAAAUCAGUUUUCUUGGUUAAGUUUUCAUGUUUAGGUCAGCUUUUAUCCUAAACUAUCAAAGCUAUUGCUUUAAAACUUGCAACUCUUGUUAACCAUCAAAAGCUGACCCUGUACAGCAAGAAACAUAACUCCAUCCUGCUUUUUGCAAGAUUUAUGGCCCCUUUUGAACUUAGAAAAUAUCAGAUUUCUUGGUUAAGUUUUAUGUUUAGGUCAACUUUUUCUCUUAAACUAUCAAAGCUAUUGCUUUGAAACUUGUAACACUUGUUCACCAUCAUAAGCUGACCCUGUACAGCAAGCAACAUAACUCUAUCCUGCUUUUUGCAAGAAUGAUGGCCCUUUUUAGACUUAGAAAAUCAUGGGGAGAACAAUAUUUCUAUUAUACAAAAAAAAUCAGAUGAGCGUGGUGCUCUUGUUAUGUAUGUCACUAUUAUUAAGUUUGCAGGAUACAGCCUUAAAUAAUGCUAAGCGAUAAAUAAACUUUAUCUGUGAUUUCUGUUUACGAGUGGCCAGUUUUUUAAUGCAUUAAAAAAAAAAUAAGGUACACUGUGAUCUGAUAAUGAAGUAAUAUAUUUUGUAAAAAUUUCAUGAAUUCAUUUUCUCACCAAUUAUAUAUGAAAUUGUAAUAGAUAAGGUAUAUUUUUUACCUGUAUAAUGCUGUAGAGAAAUGUAUUACAAGCUUGGCUUGUGUCAUUAUUUAUAAACACUGUAAAAUCUUUAAUACAUUGCGUGACUAAAAGCUCACUGUAUUAUGAUAGUAGAAUAUUUAAAAUAUAUGCUCAGAUUUUUAGAUAGAUAGAGCUAAUUAUAACGGUAAUAUAUCUCUUUUGCAAGUGUUAAUUUUAGCCAAUAGGGACUGUUAGAGAAUAUAGUAAAAAUGAGUUCCUUACGAAAAUUUCUGAUUCUGCAGUUUACAGGUUCUUGCAUUAUUUUGUUCUCUUUUGAUGUAAAAAAACAGUAAAAUGACUUAACUCAGUCAGUAGAAAAUGGCUCACAGUGUUACUGCGCUUUUUAUUUUUAGACGAUACAGUGUGUUCCACUUUUAAAGGGGCCUCCAUUGUCUAGUCAUUCAGUUUCCUGACUUUGAAUUACUUGUCUCUCACCACUUUCAGUUUGAAAUACUGCCUUUAGGUGUAGAAUAUAUCUCAUGUUAAGAAGUCAUCCAGCUGGUUUACUGAAGGGUCAUUGGUUCAACUUGGUUGCCCACUAUGUCUGAAAUAAUGUCUAAAGGGGCACAUAGGUCUUCCUCCACUAUGAAAGACUGGAAAGUGGUGAUAUGGCCGAAAAUUUUGAUAUAUUAACUUACAACUGAACAAAACUGCAGGGUUUCAUAAUUAGAACUAAAGCAUUUACAAGUUUGUUAAAGAUACACUGUUUAAAGUAGCCAGAUCAUGUGUUUCUUUUCUACAUUUUUUUGCUACAACUUUCUCUGGCCUGUAGAUGUAUCAAUAUAAGACUGGUGGCAAAGUAAAAAUCCAUGUAAUAUGAUUAAUGACACUGGUUGAAAAUUGAUCAUUUCAGAGACAGCUUCGCCCUCUUCGAUUAGUUUGAGAAUUUAUUCUAGUCCUUUUAUGCAAGUUUGAGUAAAGAGUAUAAGAUUUUCUGAAAGCAGAUCACCUCAUGUUUUGUUUCUGUAUUUGGAGAUAAGAAUUUGAAUUAUCUCGACAAGUUUUAAAGGACUUGUAUCAUGCUCAUACAUUUCUAUAACUCAUAAAAUGAACAGACUGAGACAAGAGUAUAUACUAUCUUAAUUAUUGCCUUCUGAUGUGGAUGGUAUGAGAAUAUACAGGUCUUGGAAAACUGAUACUGAGAGAAAGCACAGCGCGAGAAUGAUAUCACUUUCCCCAGUUUAAUAAAUUCAUAUUGGCCGAGCCUAAAAUACAACAAUUGUUUUGUUAAUAAAUCCAAUUUUUGAAAAGAGUUAUCAAAGCUACACGUUUGAGCCGCGCCAUGAGAAAACCAACAUAGUGGGUAUGCGACCAGCAAGGAUCCAGACCAGCCUGCGCAUCCGCGCAGUCUGGUCAGGAUCCAUGCUGUUCGCUAACAGUUUCUCCAAUUCCAAUAGGCUUUAAAAGCCAACAGCAUGGAGCCUGACCAGACUGCGCGGAUGCGCAGGCUGGUCUGGAUUCAUGCUGGUCGCAAACCCACUAUGUUGGUUUUCUCAUGGCACGGCUCAUUUUAUGCAAAGAUUGAUAGACUGACUAAUGGUAUAUUUCAGUGUAUAGUUUUAAAUUAUGCAUGAUGCUGUAAAGUUAUGACAUCAGAAUGUUUUGAAGCCACUGAUGAGAGGCAAUAUGUGUUUUUGACUCUGCUCACAUGUCCAUAUCACGUUUUAUCAUUGAUCAUGUGACUGUUUUUAGACCAACAGAAAUUACUAUAAAGAUAGAUUUAAUUAUAGAUAUAUGAAUUAUUUCCUUUUUUGUAAGAGAAUAGCAGUCUUGUUUUCACUUCCAUACACACAGUAUUUUUAUCUGGCUAUUAGACUAGUGACAUGAUAUGUCAGCAUGUUAAUGCAGAAUUUUGUCUAUAAUGGUUUAAAAGUGACAUACUUUUUAUCAUUAUUUCACUGUGAAUUUAAACUAAUUGUUAUUAGGUAGUAAUGUCCAAAAGAAAAUACACAUCAGGUAGUCAGAGAAAUGUAAUAAACUUACAAUUUGGCAUUAUUAGAAUUUCACGCUGAAUAAAUUUAUAUAAAAUUGUCAAAAUUUUGAAUAAUUUCCUGUUAAUGGUGGAUGCUGAGUUUUGAAAUAAUACAGCAACAUAAAAAUCUUUGAGCCUCGCCAUGAGAAAACCAACAUAGUGGGUUUGCGACCAGCAUGGAUGCAGACCAGCCUGCGCAUUCGCGUAGUCUGGUCAGGAUCCAUGCUGUUCGCUAACAGUUUCUCCAAUUCCAAUAGCGAACAGCAUGGAUCCUGACCAGACUGCGCGGAUGCGCAGGCUGGUCUGGAUCCAUGCUGGUCACAAACCUACUAUGUUGUUUUUCCAGUGGCAUGGCUCCUAUCUUGUUUCGUGAAUGUACGGGUAUUUGAUAUUUCUUGUAUAUUGAACAAUGUUGGCGUGUCAUAAUUAUACCGUACAAUACAUUAUUCAGACAAAAAACAUGGACACUCUCAACAAAUAAAAUGCAGCAAGUUUGAAUUGAAAUUUGGAAUCAUUGCAGACAGCUUUCGCUACAUGCGUAGAGGUGACGAUGUGUCUUUCAUUAUGUAUGUCACUUAGCCCCAUGCAUAUUUUUAACUACAGAUGUUCUGUUGUUGAAAUUUAAAUUAAUUUUUGUUCAUUUCAUUUGAGAAAACAAUUCGAAGGUGCUGUAUAUAAUAACUGGAGAUUUAUUAUGUUUUAUAUGCCUUUUGUUCCGUGACCAAUGUAUUUCUAUUUUUAUGCCCCCUUAUUAAGAAGAGGUGGUAUAUUGAUUUGCUCAGUGUCUGUGUGUCUGUCUGUCUGACGGUAUAUCGUUUGGAUUCUAAUCUAAAGCUAGAGAGUGCUUGGUUUCACAAUGGUCAAACUUCAUAGCAUAUUUGCUUCUGGUCAGCAGAUGGCCCCUAUUGUUUUGUGGGUCAGUAGGUCAAGUUCAUAUUGACUUCAAGAUUGAAAAUAACUGUAUUCAGUAAUGAGCCUUGGUCGUGUUACCAACGAAACAAUCACUCGAGAGCAAGAUAUUCCUGUUAACACCUUCACCUAGUGAAAGAUUAUUUUACAUACUGGAUUCUUCAAAUAAUAGAAGAAAUAUAAUAAAAACUGAAAGACUUGUAGAGUAGCAUAUGAAUUUAUUCGGUAAUAUUCAUCCUACACCCAGGAAUGUAAGACAAGAUUUACUCGCACUGGUAAAAACAGCUGAAAACACAUCAAAUUUGGAAGAAACGCCAUGCUUUUUAGAAGUUAAUACAUUUACACAAAUAACUAUAAACUAAAUGUGAUAUUCCUUUUGUAUUAAAUAUAGCUAAAAAGGCUUUUGACAAUUUCUGUGUCUAAAAUUUAAUUAGCUAAAAUUUAGAUAUUUCAUAGUAAACCACUUGUCAUGUAGCAUUUCUGGGACCAUUUGUAUAUUUCACUGACAUGCAUCAUGUUUUUUUCCUCAAUGAUUUUGUAAAAUACUUUAUCAGCAGAAAGAUAAAAGUUCAUUUAAUUUUCCCUUCUUUCUUUAGUGACAUGACUUGGUCCUAAAUGGAGCAACAACUUAGGGGAAAUUAUUGUAAAAUGUGGUUAAAUGCAACACAUGUAAUGUUCUCAUAUCAUCUGGUUAAUGCUCUAUUUUCACCUCACUCAGUUGGUUAGAUUACAACAUUGUUGGAAGAUAUUUGUUCCGUUGGUCAAAUUACAACUUUGUAAGAGGUUAGGUUUGGUAAGGAGAUUGUUUGUUCCAAUACAUUGUCCAGUUAUACUCCAGCUCUUUAUCUGCCUUCUAACCAGUGGAAAUCUACCAGUUUAUUUCAUGAUACCACAUCAACAAAUGUCAGUUAAAUGUUAAGUGUUGUGAAAUUAUUUCAGCUUAUAUUUUGUUCAUAAACUUAAAGGGACAAGUCUCUGGAUUUUAUGUCAUUUUUUUUUCAAAUUCCGAAACAUUGCUUUAUGUCAGUGUUUGACAAAAAUAAAUGAGAAAGUGUGAUGAAAUAUUAAUUUUAAAGAUGUCUUUUGCCAGUUAACAGUUACACAAUAAAAUUGAUACUUUUAUGUUAACUCGCAGCUGAGACCCAAACUUUUCAUGUUCUGAGUCAUUCACAAAGUUCCUGGCUGAUACUUUUUUCUUUGACUUUUGACUUUAUCACUGGCUUCGUCAAACAUUGAGGCAGAGAGAGCCACAUAUCUGCAUGUGUACAGGCCUGGGAAUUUUCAGUAUUGGUCCUGAUUUUAGGCUUUUCUCUGCCAGAAUUUCCUUAUAUGAGCCGCGCCAUGGGAAAACCAACAUAGUGGCUUUGCGACCAGCAUGGAUCCAGACCAGCCUGCGCAUCCGCGCAGUCUGGUCAGACUCCAUGCUGUUCGCUUUUAAAGCCUAUUGGAAUUGGAGAAACUGUUAGCGAACAGCAUGGAUCCUAACCAGGCUGCGCGGAUGCGCAGGCUGGUCUGGAUCCAUGCUGGUUGCACACCCACUAUGUUGGUUUUCUCAUGGCACGGCUUAUAUAUUUCUUUUCAAAACGGACUGUUCAGGCAUUAGAAAUUAUCAUGUUUUACAAAUCUUUCGCCUGUGUGUAAUGAUAGAAUUUUGAACUUUUAAUAUAAUUUAUUCUUUUGCUUCUUGUAGGGUACCUGUGUAAAAUUCAUUUUACUACGUUUUAUUCUGGCCAUUUUCGAUAACUUCCAGUUUUGACUUGAGUUGAAAAAAAUUAUAAUUACCACGUCAACCAACCUUUGAAUUUCCAUAAGGCUUUUUAUUUUACGUUAAAAACAGAUAAAAUGACUAACCAAAUUGAUAUUCUGCACAAUUUCAUGGUUCAAAAAGCACUACUUGCAAUAUUUCACAUGAAUUUACACUUUUAGAGCCAUAAAGGGAGGUAAGAUUCAAUAAUGCUUUCUACUGUGUUAAUCAGUAUUCAGUUUUUUUUUAUCAAAUAUGAGGAAUUAGAAUUAUAGAAUUAACAAGAAAUUAAUAUAUUUUAUGUUCAUAGCAUGUGGCAGCCUGAUUAUAAUUAAAGGCAAUAGAAAUUAUUAAUGCUUUAAAAUUACAAAAAUUUAUAUUCAGAUUACGUUAUAUUUGUAACACAUUGUUUUACAGUAGAGGCAGGACAGAGUCAUUUUUGCUAAACGUUUAAAGUACAUCUAAAGUUUUAUGCUUGGACAGUUCUCAGCUAGACAACCAUUGUAAAAGAUGGAUCAUUUAUUUAAAUACAUUGUAUAGCAUAUUUUUUCUGUCUAUAUGAAGACAGGGCAGACACUUGUGUUGAGUGUUCCAUGCUAUAAGCAUUAUCAGUUCAGUACAGAAAUUAUAAAUAAGCCGCGCCAUGAGAAAACCAACAUAAUGCAUUUGCGACCAGCAUGGAUCCAGACCAGCCUGUGCAUCCACGCAGUCUGGUCAGGAUCCAUGCUGUUCACUUUCAGAGCCUAUUGCAAUUAGAGAAACCGUUAGCGAACAGCAUGGAUCCUGACCAGACUGCGCGAAUGCGCAGGCUAGUCUGGAUCCAUGCUGGUUGCAAAUGCAUUAUGUUGGUUUUCUCAUGGCGCGGUUCAAAUCAUAUUUAUUAAUAUAUUAUAUAUGAUUCAAUCAGUUAUCAAUGCAACUUUUUAUCAUUGUUUAAAUGUAGCAUGUGUGUGUAAUAAAUUGUCAUGAAAUGAGAA
Molecule: messenger RNA, 10414 nt
Organism: Mercenaria mercenaria
Lineage: Eukaryota; Metazoa; Mollusca; Bivalvia; Venerida; Veneridae
Product: phosphatidylinositol 4-kinase beta-like
Exons: 15
Coding region: 509-3352 (947 amino acids)
Biological process (GO): phosphatidylinositol-mediated signaling; phosphatidylinositol phosphate biosynthetic process
Cellular component (GO): membrane; cytoplasm
Molecular function (GO): 1-phosphatidylinositol 4-kinase activity
Source: RefSeq, a predicted model, not a curated record